AUGUUUAAGUUUGCGAAGUGUCAGUGCUUUAAUCAUAACACUUUAUUUCGACAACAAGAAUACUCGAGAGCUACAGCGAUGGAGUUCCUCCAAAAAGUUUCGCAGCAGCUGUUUGAGCCAGAAAACGCUGACCAGGACAACGAGCUCGUCGUACUGGGACGAAGAUAUGAAGCGAAUGGGUCUAAUGAACGGAAACCCGAUGAGGGAGAGGCGGUGUCCACAGGCGUGUUUUCUCAGUUGUUCCAUCGGGAACGGGGCUGGAACCCCGAGUUUCUCCUAGAAGUUCACUCACUACUGCACUUUACUUACAGAACCAAGUUCGAGCCCAUACCUAAAGACCCUAACGGCCCGUCGCCAAUGAACUUUGGGACGCUAUUUAGGGAUAACCCACUCAACUCAUUCGAAAGCGCGAUCAACCACCCAGACUGCUUUUGCAGCGAUAUUGGGUGGGGCUGCAUGAUUCGCACUGGUCAAGCACUGCUUGGAAACGCGCUGGCGCGGUUGCGCUCCCCUCCUGAGGAGAAGCAGUUGAUUGGGUGGUUUGAAGAUCGCUCGUCGGCGCCCUUUUCAUUGCACAACUUUGUCCGUGAAGGAAACGCACUUUCUCGUAAGCCACCAGGAGAAUGGUUUGGACCCUCCGCAACUUCCCGGAGUAUUCAGAGUUUAGUCCAUGCUUUCCCACAAUGUGGUCUAAAUCACUGUAUCAUAUCCACGGAUUCGGGUGAUGUGUACGAGGAAGACGUGGGCCCAAUACUGGAGCGCGAACCUCAGGCUACAAUACUGCUACUUCUCGGUGUGAAGCUUGGCCUUAACAAUGUGAACUCGCGUUAUUGGCCCGACGUGAAGCAUAUCCUAGGGUCGUCGUUCUCAGUUGGGAUCGCGGGAGGCCGGCCCUCAUCAUCGCUCUACUUCUUUGGCUAUCAGGGAGACUACCUCUUCUACCUCGAUCCGCAUACCUCGCAGCUGGACCUGGCAUCUUGCGCAACAGAUAACGAGAAAUACGAGUCUGUACACUCUGCGCGGUUUAACAAGGUACACUUUUCUGAAUUAGAUCCCUCAAUGCUUAUUGGUGUACUUAUUCAAGGGCUCGAUGACUGGGAUGCGUGGAAAAGCUACAUCGAUCGCUCUCAAAUCCUACAUGUUCUUCCCCAUAGGCCCCGCGACUACUUCAUGGAUGAGCCUGAUGACAGCGCCAGUGAGAAUGACGGCAUUCCUGGCAGCCGUGAUUCGCAAGACUCUCAAGGACCUGCUAUUGACGGCGACUAUGUGGACGUCGCGCCCAUGGUCCAGCACGCAGGCUCGUGUCGAGAUGAUGAGUUUCAAGAUGUAAAGUGCAAGAAUCAAAAGAUUUUGGUUGUCGGAGACCAUGAUUCUACUACUGCAGAUACAGAAAUUGAAAGAGUUCUGGUGGAGCACGAGACGGUGCCACUAAUUGCCAGCACACGCCCAUGA
Lachancea thermotolerans CBS 6340 is the source of this 1452-nucleotide messenger RNA. RefSeq names its product cysteine protease ATG4 (gene ATG4). The record is from RefSeq and is a predicted model, not a curated record. Bases 1 to 1452 code for a protein of 483 amino acids. NCBI's taxonomy places the organism in Eukaryota, Fungi, Ascomycota, Saccharomycetes, Saccharomycetales, Saccharomycetaceae. The transcript has a single exon. Gene Ontology annotation, molecular function: protein-phosphatidylethanolamide deconjugating activity.